Macadamia integrifolia is the source of this 1915-nucleotide messenger RNA. RefSeq names its product phosphoribosylglycinamide formyltransferase, chloroplastic. Gene Ontology annotation, cellular component: chloroplast; cytoplasm. Lineage: Eukaryota; Viridiplantae; Streptophyta; Magnoliopsida; Proteales; Proteaceae. Gene Ontology annotation, molecular function: phosphoribosylglycinamide formyltransferase activity. The transcript is spliced from 6 exons. Gene Ontology annotation, biological process: 'de novo' IMP biosynthetic process. The record is from RefSeq and is a predicted model, not a curated record. Bases 479 to 1396 code for a protein of 305 amino acids.
CAAUGGUGUGAUGUAGAAGGGUAUCAUUAUGAGUUUCGACUUUCGAGUAUAGUGAUGGGUUUAGGGUUUGAUAAAAAUUUGCUUCCGGUUUCAGAGAUUCUUUGGUAACAGUCAUCCGGGAUGACUCAUCCCUCCUCGGCUAUUCCUCUUCCCUCUUCCCUCUGAAUAAGGAAACACUCGUUGGCAAUGGAAUAAUCGUAUCUCCUAUUUGUUUACUAAAAAAAUCGUAUCUCCUAUUCUGCAAUUUCCUUUUGGGUUUUCUAUUUUUUGUAGAUUUCAAUGGAAACCCAAGGCUUUCUUUCUGGGCUUUGCCUGAACUCAGCCACGCCACAGAUUCUUUAGUUACGGUUAUCUCUACUCGGCUCCUCCACUUUCCCUCUGAAAAAGCUUAGGAACUGUCAUCACAAUGGAAUAAUUGUAUCCCCUACUCUCCAUUCUCGAAUCCCUUUUCGGGUUUUGUCUUCUGUCGUAGAUUUCAAUGGAAGCCCAAACCUUUCUUUCUGGGUUUUGUUCGAACUCGGCGAUGCCACUACUUCAAAAACCUGGAAAAUCAACAGUUAUAAGAUUGCUAUCUUCGUCUUCUUCUUCCUUCAUUGAAUCCCAGAAAUGGGUUACUCUCAAAACCCAUUUUUUUUCAAAGCUAGUUUCACAAAAAGUGGGAACUAGAAAGAGAUUAGAGUGUAGAAACGCAGUAGAAGUGGUAGGGGACCUUACGGAAAGUGGGAAGGUUUCGAUGAAUGACGUUCGACGGAAAAAAUUGGCAGUUUUCGUCUCUGGUGGGGGAUCGAACUUUCGGUCCAUACACGAGGCCACUGUCCAGGGAUCAGUUCACGGGGACGUCGUUGUUUUGGUAACAAAUAAACCUGGUUGUGGGGGUGCUGAAUUUGCAAGAGAUUGUGGAAUUCCUGUUAUUCUGUUUCCCAAAACAAAAGAUGUGCCUGAGGGACUAUCUUUGACCAAUCUUAUAACUUCUCUGAGAAAAUUGGAGGUCGACUUUAUCCUUCUAGCUGGAUACUUAAAACUUAUACCAGAUGAGUUAGUUCAGGCCUACCCAAGAUCCAUAUUAAACAUCCAUCCUUCUCUUCUUCCUGCUUUUGGUGGCAAAGGCUACUAUGGUACGAAGGUUCAUAAAGCUGUUAUUGCUUCUGGAGCUAGAUAUUCUGGUCCUACAAUCCACUUUGUUGAUGAAAAUUACGAUACAGGGUGUAUCCUUGCCCAAAGGGUAGUACCUGUUUUGGCAAAUGACACUGCAGAGGAGCUUGCUGAAAGGGUCCUUCAUGAGGAGCAUCAAUUGUAUGUUGAAGUAACUGCGGCAGUAUGUGAAGAGCGGGUUACCUGGAGGGAAGAUGGAGUACCUCUCAUCCGAAGCAGAGAAAACCCAAAUAAAUACAGCUGACCAACAUAUGGCUUGGAAUAUCUGUGUCCAUUACUCUUGCUUUUGGUAGGCCAUUGUUAAGACUCUCGUGUUCUAUAAAAAUGCACCAAAUUUUCAUCAAGGUUUGCAUCAGAUCGGCAUUUUCUGUCAACCACUGCUGUAUUGCCUAGUGGUACAGAUUCUGGGAUGAUUUUUAUUUUUUUUAUUUUUUAUUUCCUGAGAAACAGCUAAUCUGCUUCUGGGCUAUACAUUCAUAGACUGUGUAAGGUUCUAAAACACAUUUAUGCUUUUUGGGUUUAUCAGCUAAGGAGUUGCUGAUCAGUGUUAGUGUCAAUAAGACAGUAUAAGUGGAGAACACCCCCCCGCCCACCCGGGCUCUCAAAAAAAAAAAGGGGGGGGAAUAAAGAAAAAGAGACUAGUUUUUAUAACUUUUUUUUUUUCUCUCUUACCCUUUGUUUUCUAAGUUUUCUCCCUCUAUAUGAUUUGUAGAACAGUUGAUGCAGUUAUUGAAUAUAAUGUCCUCCUAUGUUAAUGGAUCAA